CUAUCAACUUGAGCCAUGAGUGAAAAGGAGGAGAGUAACGAGGAGAAGGUCACGACCAUCGAGUCUCUAAUGGACAACAUGUUCAUCCGGCUGCGGCUCAUCGCCGUGGACGUGGAGAAGUUGCAAAAGGCCAAAGAGAAGCUGGGGAACAUGCAGCGAAGGAAUACUUUCGUUCGCCUUUUGGGUCAGGAUGACGACGUCAGCAUUAACCGGGGCGGAAGCGAGAUGAUGGUCCUCCGCUCCAAGUAUUCCCUGGUCUCGGGCUUUAACCAAAAAUCUGACACGGGCUCGGAGGAGGAGCUCGACUUCGAGGAGUUAAGCGAGGACCUGUGCAACAUCCCGUUCGAGGAGGACCGAUGGCACGGCUAUUUCAAGGGAUUCCAGAUCCUGACAACCCCACUUGCCCCUGAUCCCAACGAAAACCGCAAGUGUAUCGAACUGUCGGCAAUGAAGAACUGUGAUCAUGAGCUGAAAAGUUAUCUGCUAAACGGAGUGCGCUGCUUCCUGAUCAACCUAUCCGUGGGCACCCAGCACGACAACCAGAGUAUGAUCGUGAAGCUGCGGGAGGCGGAGAUCAGUGUUUCCAAGGAGUUGGGCUUUCCGGUGGUGUCCUCGGUCAUGGUGAAAAUUUCUCCACGGCACCAGUUUACCGGCGGUUUCAGCACUCAGUUCUGCCAGGAUGGCAAGACGUCCGUUGAAUUGGUGCAGGGCCAAAAGAUAAUACUGACUGUAGAUCGAGAGUACUCCGACCGGUGCAGCUCGGAAGUUAUAUAUGUGAAUGCAAGAUUUCUGAUUGUUGAUGUUCAGGAACUGGACUUCAUCCUGAUUGGCGAGGACAUCCAGCUGAUGGUGCGGAGCGUCCAUGCGAACCACCUCAAGUGCUGUGUGGCCAGGGGCGGAGUGCUGUACGCCCACAUGCCCGUCCUGUUUCCGGCCAGGUGCCGUCGUUUCCGGGUCUCGUACGAGGAGCUGGAGGACCUGACCUUCGCCCGAGAGGUUGGCCUGAAUGUGGUGGUGUCGCACAUCGUGGGCACCCCGCAAUACCUGGACGAUUUGGAGCACGCGAUGGCCGUUAUGCACUGCGAUGGCAUGCGGCUGUACGCCAGAGUGGUUCUAAACGAGAUCCAGGGCUGCAAGGGGGAGCUGAACUGGGCCAUCAAGCGCUACGAUGGCUUCCUGGUGGAACUGGCCAAGCCGGCAAUUAUUCCGGACAUCAUGCACCUGUGUCCCGACGCAGAGUGCUUCAUGCAGCUGGCUUACGCCUCGAAAAAACCCAUUGUCUUUGACCCGCGGCUUCUGGACGAGCAGAAGCUCAGGGUGGACCCGGCGCACUACUACUACACGUUCUACUAUCCGGACAAGUACGUGGUGACCUGUCCCCAGCCGAAAGACACCAUCUACUUCCGCUUCUUGCAAGACGCCAUCUUCCAGCAGAUCUGCCCAGUGGCGCUGGCCAGCGCUCCGUACUGCGAUCGUUCCCACACUGGAGCGGAUAGCCUGGCGCGGGCCGUGGUAGCCGCCUCCAUGGAGGUUCGCGCGGUGUCCAUCGUCGUCAUCGGGGUCACCACGCGGAUGGUGCAGAAGAUAGCCCACUUCCGACCGCAGGCACCCAUCCUAUUCGUCAGCCACAUGCGCUCCGCCGAGGACUACGUUUCGAUCUACCACAACGUCACCAUGCUUCCCUUUCGCACCAAAUCCUUCAUUACGCACCGGAGGAACGUCUUUCGGAAGGCCAUCUAUGGGAUGGCCUACUUGGUCAAGCGGAAGAUUGCCAAGCAGAACGAUCCGGUGAUCCUGGUGUACAACAACGAGGAGGGCACGGCGUUCCCCGAAAAGUAUAUCGUUUACAAAGUGGACCAGACAAACUUUGCCCCCCAAAUGGCGGACGUUUUGUUCACCGCGGACCAGGACCAGAAACGGCAGACCCUCAAGGAUAUUGAGACCAUUUAGAUCCCGU
This is a messenger RNA of Drosophila takahashii, 1957 nucleotides long. Its product is annotated as pyruvate kinase. The record is from RefSeq and is a predicted model, not a curated record. Gene Ontology annotation, molecular function: magnesium ion binding; pyruvate kinase activity; potassium ion binding. Gene Ontology annotation, biological process: glycolytic process. Gene Ontology annotation, cellular component: cytoplasm. Lineage: Eukaryota; Metazoa; Arthropoda; Insecta; Diptera; Drosophilidae.